GAUUAGAAUGAAAAAUCUCCUCAAAAGAUAUUUUAAAUUUCCUGAAGACCAAAAGGGAGAUCUCAUUGCUAUUUAUAGUCUCAAAACCACAGGUUACUAGUCAUACCAUCUUCCUACUAAUUUAUGCAACCAUGGAGAAAGCAUUCGCCUCUUGUCUAUUAACACUCUUGUUGCUUCACUAUGCUAUGGCUAGUUCAGCCAUGACUCAUACCAACAUUACCACUGAUAAAUUAGCUCUUCUUUCCCUAAAAUCCCAAAUCAUUUCGGACCCCUUUCACUUCUUGGAUGAAAGCUGGUCUCCAGCUAUUUCUGUUUGCCAUUGGGUGGGAGUCACUUGUGGUUCUCGUCACCAAAGAGUGAAAUCCUUGAAUCUUUCUAACAUGGCUCUUAGGGGCGGUAUCCCCCGUGAUUUUGGAAACCUCACAUUUCUUGCUACUCUUGACUUGGGAAGCAACAAUUUUCAUGGCAAUUUGCCUCAAGAAAUGGCACGCUUGCAUCGACUUAAAUUUCUUGAUAUAAGUUUCAACAAUUUCAUAGGGGAGGUUCCUUCUUGGUUUGGGUUUUUACACGAACUUCAAGUUCUAAAUCUUGGAUAUAAUAGUUUCACUGGUUCUAUCCCUUCUUCAUUUUCUAAUAUUUCUACACUUGAAACUUUGAAUCUGAGAUCCAAUUUCAUAGAGGGUCAAAUCCCAAAAGUGAUUGGAAGUCUCAUAAACCUUAGAGAGUUAAACUUGAGGGAUAACAAGCUCAUAGGCUCUAUUCCUCUGUCACUCUUGAAUGCCUCAAGGUUGGAGUAUUUAGAUAUAUCUGUUAAUUCACUUGAAGGAAACAUUCCAGAAGGGAUCGGCAAUCUUAACAACUUGAACGAGUUGGGCAUACAAUUUAAUAAGCUUACAGGCUCUAUACCAUUGUCAAUUUUCAAUAUUUCUAAAAUCGAAGUCAUUGCAUUCACAGGCAAUAGCUUAUCAGGAAUUCUUCCAAAUGGUUUAUGCAAUCAUCUCCCAAUACUCAAAGAGCUUUAUCUACACGAAAACAAUUUUCAUGGUCAUAUGCCUACAAGCUUGUCAAAUUGUUCAGAACUUCAACUAUUGGAUUUAUCAGUAAAUGAGUUUGAUGGACCAAUACAUAGUGGAAUUGGAAGAUUGAGUAACUUGCAGAAAAUGUCCCUCAAAUAUAACCAUUUCACAGGAAUAAUUCCGAUCUCCAUAUUUAAUAUCUCCUCACUGCAAUAUUUGAUACUACGACGCAACAAUGUUAGCGGAUACUUACCACAAGAGAUUGACAAUUUAACCAAGAUACAGAUGUUAGAUCUUAGUGAAAAUAUUCUUAUUGGUGAAAUACCCAAAGAGAUAAGCAACCUUAUUGAGCUGGAGGGAAUCGAUCUUGCGUAUAAUAGUUUUAGUGGUUCACUUGCAAUGGAAAUCUUCAACAUAUCAGGGCUGAGAAAGAUUUCUCUUUCAUUCAAUGAUCUAUCAGGAACUAUACCAUCUAACAUAGGUUCUGUCUUACCCAACAUUGAAGAGCUUUAUUUGAUGGGCUUAACAUAUCUUGUUGGGACUAUACCUCAUUCUAUUUCCAAUUGUUCAAAACUAACUAUUCUAGAGCUUUCAUACAACCAACUCACCGGCUUGAUUCCCAAUUCUCUUGGAUAUUUGACUCGUCUACGGAAACUAAACUUGGAGUCAAACAAUUUAAAUAGUGACUCAUCGUUAAGCUUCCUGACUUCCUUAACCAAUUGCAUAAAUUUAACAUAUCUUUUUCUAAAGUUUAACCCUCUAAAUGGCAUGCUUCCAGCCUCCAUUGGGAAUCUUUCCACAUCUCUUACAAGGUUUAUCGCUAGUAAUUGCAAAAUCAAGGGGCGAAUUCCAAAUGGAUUUGGAAACUUAAGUAGCUUAUUAACCCUGAAUCUUAAUGGAAACAACUUGGUUGGGUCAAUUCCCACAUCAAUUGGCAACCUGAGAAACCUUCAGGGACUGGGCAUACGGGAUAACAUGCUUACAAGAUUUUUUGGAGAUAGUUUAUGUAAAUUGCAGAGAUUGAGUGUUAUUUCCUUGGGUAACAAUCAACUUUCAGGAUCUCUUCCAAAUUGUUUAGGGAAUAUUACGUCCCUUAGGGAGAUAUCUCUGGGUUCUAACAAAUUGACUUCCAACAUACCAACAAGCUUAUGGAAUCUUAAAGAUCUACUGGUUCUUGACUUAUCGACAAACAACAUGAGUGGUUCUUUACCUCCUGAAAUUGGAAAUCUAAAGGCUUUGGCACAAAUGGAUCUAUCAAUCAAUCAAUUCUCAAAUGGAAUUCCUAGAGAAAUUGGAGGAUUACAAAAUCUGGAGAUACUUUAUUUGAGACACAACAAGUUACAAGGAUCUAUACCUGCCUCGAUGAGCAACAUGGUAGGCUUGGAGUUCCUAGACCUUUCUCAUAAUAAUAUAUCGGGAAUCAUUUCCAAAUCUUUGGAAAAACUUCAAAACCUGAAGUAUUUCAAUGUUUCUUUCAACAAAUUGUAUGGUGAAAUACCCUCGAGCGGUCCUUUCAAGAACCUUUCGAGUCAGUUUUUCAUCUACAAUGAAGCAUUGUGUGGUCCUUCAAGAUUUAAUGUCCCACCAUGCCCCACUUCAUCAAAACACAAAUCAAAUAGGAAAAAAAUGCUAGUUCUAUUUCUUUUACUAGGAAUUGCACUUGUAUUUGUUCCUAUCACCUUUGUGUCUAUAUGGAUAAGGUAUAGAAGAGGUAAAAGAGCUUCUCAAAAAGUUGAUUCAUUGUCUAUCGCAACAAGAGGAAGAAUUUCAUACUAUGAGCUGCUCCAAGCAACUGAUGCGCUUAGCGAGAGUAAUUUGAUUGGUUCUGGAAGUUUUGGCGCCGUCUACAAAGGCAUUCUAAGAAGUGGGACUCCUAUUGCAGUUAAAGUGUUCAAUCUGCAACUGGAAGCAGCAUUCAAGAGUUUUGAUACAGAGUGUGAAGUUUUACGCAGCCUUCGCCAUAGGAAUCUCGUAAAAGUCAUCACCAGUUGUCCUAACCUUGAUUUUAAGGCUUUAGUGCUUGAGUAUAUGCCUAAUGGGAGUCUUGAGAAGUGCUUGUAUUCACACAACAACUUCUUAGAUUUGAUGCAGAGACUAAGCAUAAUGAUAGAUGUGGCAUGUGCAUUGGAAUAUCUCCACCAUGGGUGCUCCUUGCCCGUGAUUCACUGUGAUCUUAAGCCUAGUAAUGUCUUGCUGGAUGAGGAUAUGGUUGCCCACCUAAGUGACUUUGGUAUUUCAAAACUGCUUGGUGAAGAUGAGAGUGAUUUAUACACAAAAACCAUAGCAACAUUGGGUUAUAUUGCACCAGAGUAUGGACUGGAUGGAUUGGUGUCAACAAAAUGUGAUGUCUAUAGUUACGGGAUCAUGUUACUAGAAACAUUUACAAGGAAAAAGCCUAAUGAUGAAAUGUUUGAGGGAGAUAUUAGCUUGAAGCAAUGGGUGAGUAAUUCACUCCUAGAGGCACCAAUGGAUGUUGUAGAUGCUAACUUGGUAACACCAAAUGAUAGUUACUUGAAGUUAGAUUGUGUGGCAUCGAUCAUGAAAGUGGCAUUAGAUUGUUGUGUUGAAUCUCCAGCAAGAAGGACAAACAUGAAAGAUGUUGUGGGAAUGCUACAAAAGAUCAGGAUUCAACUUCUCGCAUGUUGAAUAUGUUCUUGGAACUUCUUGUUCCAAAUUACUUGUUUUGUUGCAAAUUCUUGCUAUAUUAUUGUAUUGAUGUGAAGAAUGUAUUUCUAUUUUGGCACUUUUGAAAUCCUAAUUAGAAGAAAUCUUAUUAUUUCCUCUUAAAAUCAAUGUUGCAAAUUGGGAGACCACAAUCAAUUAAGGAAAAUAAUUCUCCAUA
Molecule: messenger RNA, 3858 nt
Organism: Lycium barbarum (goji berry)
Lineage: Eukaryota; Viridiplantae; Streptophyta; Magnoliopsida; Solanales; Solanaceae
Product: probable LRR receptor-like serine/threonine-protein kinase At3g47570
Exons: 4
Coding region: 132-3662 (1176 amino acids)
Biological process (GO): hormone-mediated signaling pathway; protein phosphorylation
Cellular component (GO): plasma membrane
Molecular function (GO): protein binding; ATP binding; protein kinase activity
Source: RefSeq, a predicted model, not a curated record